Alternaria novae-zelandiae is the source of this 1023-nucleotide messenger RNA. RefSeq lists its product as uncharacterized. The coding region runs from base 1 to 1023 and encodes 340 amino acids. NCBI's taxonomy places the organism in Eukaryota, Fungi, Ascomycota, Dothideomycetes, Pleosporales, Pleosporaceae. The record is from RefSeq and is a predicted model, not a curated record. The transcript has 5 exons.
AUGAAACUACACAUCUUCGCCAUUGCCUUCGGGUUAGUCGCGACUGCGAAAGCAGGCCUUUUGCGCUUUGGCUGCGCGCAGUUGACAGUCCAGAGACUUGACCCGUUGGUGAACCCAGGCUCGAAUCCCUCGCCACAUCUUCAUCAGAUCAUCGGAGGUAACUCCUUCAACGUCACCAUGGAUCCAGCCAAAGGCCAUGAUCUGGCGACACAAUCGACAUGCACCACGUGCGAGUUUUCCGAAGACUUGAGCAACUACUGGACCGCAGUCGUGUAUUUCAAAGCCAAGAACGGCACCUUCAAACGCGUACCCCAACGAGCGCAACAAGGCAUGGAAGGUACCAACGGCGGCAUGGUUGUAUACUACAUGACCGACGCCCUCUUCAGCACCUCGCAAACCACCAAAGUAACAGCCUUCAAGCCCGGUUUCCGCAUGCUGAUCGGCGACGUGUCGUACCGGUCUCGCGAGGAAGCGCGCGACUUUCGACAGCUGACAUAUAUCUGCAUGCAAAACGAGGGUACCCGGGAGCCUGAAACACUCGAGUUCCCGAAGCAGCCUUGCCCGGCCGGCAUCAUGAUUAACCAUCGGUUUCCAACUUGCUGGGACGGCGUGAACCUCGACUCACCAAACCACCGCGAACACGUCUCGUAUCCCGCGACGGGUACAUUUGAAAAUGGCGGCGCGUGUCCAUCCACACACCCCGUCCGCCUGCCCCAGAUCCUGCUAGAGACGGUCUGGGACACGAAGCAGUUCAACAACAAGGCCGACUGGCCAAGCGAUGGUAGCCAGCCUUUUGUCUGGUCUAGCGGCGACGCGACUGGCUUCUCGACGCAUGCGGACUACCUGUUCGGCUGGAAGGACGACUCGCUGCAGAAGGCUAUGAAUGGGAAUAAUUAUGUGUCGGCGCCAACGCUGAAGAAGCAGAAUAUUGCGACGCAGAAUAAGUGCAAUGUAAAGGAUAUGGUUGGCGAGAAUUUUGAUGGUUGGCUGACGGCGUUGCCGGGUGGGAUGCAGGUUGGUUGA